GCGCAUGUUCACACGCACGGUUCAAAACAUUCGCCUGACUCUGUAAACUCUGUAAUUGUUGACAAAACUGAUGAAAAUAUCGCUCGUGUUUGUUCUCGACAGCUUUAAACAUCAGUCGGGGUUUCUCCAGGAGCUGAAACACACAGCAGGCUGAUGUGGGAUCAUCAUGGAUCUGUACUGUACUGUGAGUGGUGAUCAGUCUGAUUCUGCCAGACAGCAGGAGAGACAUUAUUACCUGCUGUCAGAGCUGCAGAUGCUGGUGAAGGACCUGCCCAGCUCGUUUCAGCAGCGUCUGUCCUACACCACUCUCAGUGAUCUGGCUCAGGCGCUCAUUGAUGGGACGGUCUAUGAAAUCGUUCAAGGCCUGCUGGAUAUUCAGCAUCUGACAGAGAAAAACCUCUACAACCAGAGACAAAAACUACACAGCGAACACAGAGGUCUGAAGCAGGAUUUGAUCCGGAAACACAAGCAGGCUCUGCAGACGUGCAAAUCUCACAAUCUGUCGGUUCUGAAAACUAACCAGCGAGCUGAAACUGAGGCUCUGGAUCAGCGGGUCAAAGACGAGCAGAGGAUGAUGGACGAGAAGAUUGUGGCUGAAAUGGACCAGAAGGUUCUGGAUCAGCAGAACACGCUGGAGAAAGCAGGCGUACCAGGUUUCUACAUCACCUCCAACCCACAGGAGGUGAUGAUGCAAAUGAAUCUUCUGGAGCUGGUUGUGAAACUGCAGCAGAAAGAGACUCUCUCUGGAUCUCUGCCUUAACACAAACACAUUCAUACAGCAUUCCUGAAGCUACUGAAAGACUCAAAGCAGUCCAGCUUCUCCGUUUGUGGAUACGUUGGAAUAUGUUGAAUAUGGAAUAUGUUGAAGAUCUGUUACGACUGCUGCUGGACGAUAGGGGAAAGCUCUUUCAUUUGACAUGUUUUGAUGGUUGUGAUGUUCCCAACCGAGCAUUUGUUUAGACUUUUUUCAUUUUGUAAAUGCAUUUAUAAUGUAUUUGGCAUCUGACCACGGCACUGUUAUGCUUGUUACAUGUAAAGGAACUGUGUUUGUUUGUUAUUGAUUAAUUAUUUUUUAAAAACGA
Molecule: messenger RNA, 1082 nt
Organism: Danio aesculapii
Lineage: Eukaryota; Metazoa; Chordata; Actinopteri; Cypriniformes; Danionidae
Gene: dgcr6
Product: DiGeorge syndrome critical region gene 6
Exons: 6
Coding region: 167-760 (197 amino acids)
Source: RefSeq, a predicted model, not a curated record